GAAUCACUGUAAUACGUACUGUAUGCACAACGUAAUGCGAUACGUAAUUUUUUUCUUAUGAUAUAAUGCACUUGGACAAUAUGCACUUAAUUAGUGUUACCGGUUGGCUUUUUGUACACGUGUGUGUGCGUGCAACAUCUUAAAUUUCAUACAAAAAGAUGCAGAAGGAUUUAUUCACGUUUCAAAUCAUCACGGAGAUAUCUAUGCGGUAGAAAUCAAGAUUUUCGGGCGCGCCUAAAAUCUGAAUUGACUCGAAUCGUGUCUAAAUUAAUAUUCAAUCGUCCUAUCGACGUCCGAGGCGCGUAAACUUUCGAAUUUGUACUCUAUUAUGCGCAGCACGAAACUAAAUCAGAGAUUGUGAUAUAAAAAUGAUGAUAUCUAAUGUUUACUUUCAUUGGUCAAAGAGAAUAUCUGCUGAUCAAUAAUUACAUCUCUUUAACAAAGAACUUUAUUUUGAUAUAAAAACAGAAUUUUGGCAAAAAGUUAUAUUAAAAUGUCUUUUACAAUUGAAGAAAGAAAUCUGUGUAAAUCUUCUGACGAAUAUAUUCAUAUGGAACAAUUACUGCCAGUUAGAUUUGUAAGAGAAAAUGAAGAAUACAUCAUACCACAAGAUUUAACUUCUAUUAUUCCAUAUGCUACUUUAAGAAUGCGCAAUAUUACUCAAUUAUCUAAUGAAGAGUGUGCUUGUGCAAUUGCCAAUCACCUGCAAUCCAGUAGUAAAUUUAUGCAGGAUGAUCCUAUAUCAAAACGCUUCAGGAUGGAAACAUUGAAAGCAAUGCCACAUUGCCUUCCUGUAAAAAGAUUUGUAAAAUCUCAGCUAUUAGCAACUGUUAAUCAAAAGACAAAAGAAAAACCAAUUAGCUAUUGGAAAUUGUUAGGAUAUAACAUCAGUUUAAAAUUUAGAAAGAUUCGGAUAGUGGCACAGAAUUCAUUGCAAACAAUGAAGUUGUGGCAUCAAACAAUUAAAGCCAUUGAGAGUCGCAGUGGAAGUGGUAUAGCAACAUACUUCAAAUUCCUAAGAUGGCUACUAUUCCUUAAUAUAAUAUCCUGCAUUUUGAGUAUAUCCUUCAUUGUAAUUCCACAAUCACUGGAUCAAACACAUGUGCCAAACGAUGUUAAGAUACUGGACUUUUUAACAGGCAGUGGUUUUUUUGUUCGCACAAUAAUGUAUUAUGGUUUCUAUUCCAAUGGCACAGUAGAUACACCAUUUGGUACUGAAUAUAGCAUUCCAUCUGCUUAUUUCCUGACGCUGCUUUUUUGUUACAAGCUUUCAUUUAUUAUACUUUCUGUCAAAGUGAUAUCCUCCUAUAGAGAGUGUUAUGUUGAAACAAGUGGGAAAGUGCACGAUUUGUACAGUAACAUGAUAUUUUGUGGAUGGGACUGCAGUAUAUCUUCGCCAAAAACCGCUAUUAUACAGUCAGCAUCUAUUUACAAAGAAUUGGAAGAGCUGUUAGCUGAAAGGAGACAACAUGUGCCUUUACAUUGGUUCGCCAAGUGCUCGUUAAUUAUAAUGCAACUUGCUGUGACAGCUAUUGUUCUGUUUAUGAUUUGUGGCAUUGGUGCACUCGUGUGGAAGUUGUUGGAUCACUACAAUAUAGGAAAUUCUAAAUCCAUCUCAGUAAUGAUUGUACCAAUAGUGAUCACUGUUAUCAUUCAUAUCUUUCCCGCAAUUAUUUCGUAUCUAGCAUUGUUGGAACGUUACAACAACAAGCGUACAGAACUUUACAUAACAGUGGUCAGAAAUCACGCGGUUGGUGCGACGAUAUUUGGUAUCUUGUUUGCUUUCUGGUUGAUCAACAAUACAUCGAAUUGCUGGCAAACGGACUUUGGAGAAGAGAUCUAUCGACUCAUCGUGCUAGACUUUAUUGCUUCUAUAUUUGGUGCGAGUUUGCAGUUUAUACGCGCCACAUUGUACAAAAGGUUUACCACGAAGAUCGGCAGACCGGAAUUCGACAUAGCUCGCAGUACACUAAAUCUAAUAUAUAAUCAGACGCUCUUUUGGAUGGGCUUCUACUUUAGUCCCCUGAUGUCUCUUAUAAUUGUGAUAAAAUUAAUUAUCACAUUUUACAUAAAGAAAUACGAACUUGAAAGAUGUUACCAACGGCCAUCCCAGCCUUGGCGAGCGGCGCAAACGCAAACGCUGUUCCUGGCACUUGCCUUUCUCGGCAUAAUCGGGGUGUUGCUCAUCAUAGGAUACAUUAUUUCAAACGUGAAGAGCAACGGCUGUGGACCAUUUAGAAACCAUUCUUAUGCUUGGGACUUCAUUGUCGACGGAAUGUUGGCAUUGAAAAGAGAUAGUGGAUUUUGGAGCGUCGUCUCGGAACUUGCAAGACCUGUGACUGGUGCCGCUAUCUUAAUUGGCAUGUGUGUUGCGGUGUACUGUUUACGGGCAAAAGUGAAAGCUAGCAAAGAAAUGCUACAGAUUCUGUCCGAGAUGCUUCUUCUACAGUCUCAAGAUAAGCAGUUCCUUAUGAAAAGUUUCACUAAUUUCGCUAAUGAACCUUCUCGUUCUGUGACAAAUGACUCUGCUCAUAGCGGAAUUAAUCUUAUUCAACAUGCUGGACUUAUUAAACGAAACCAAAGAAAUGAAGGAAUUUCGCUUUCUCGCCGACGUAAUUUACCAUCGACCAGUUCCGAAGAAAGAUGAUUGUAUAUAGAAUAACAUACAUUAGUUUGACAAAUCAGCAAAAUAUAUUAGGAAUAUAGUUAUACAGAGUGUCCCGCAUAAAACGUGCCAAAAGAAAAAUAUAAGUAGAAUAGAUAAAAGUGAACAAAUAUUGUAGAAGUCAUUUUUCAAACAACCACGUAAAAUUUCGAAAUAUUAAUAAAAAUAUUUGGACUAAUCAGAGCGUGGCGAUACAGCAGGUGGGACAUACAGUUCGCCGCGGCCGGCGAAGAAAAUGGACGAUUGCGGGACACCCUGUAUAUAUAGAAAGUACUGACAAGUGUGCCCUCAAAAGUAUUAUUGCUUCUACGACUUGCCAAACUCAAACUAUUAUAUAUAUAGAAGAAUAUAAAUUAUAUAUUCAUAAAGAAUACUUUUAUAUACUAAUGUUUAAUAUAAAAAUUGAUAUAGUAUGUAAAAAUAUAUAAUAAUGUUUAUUGAAUUA
Odontomachus brunneus is the source of this 3110-nucleotide messenger RNA. Its product is annotated as transmembrane channel-like protein 5. The transcript is spliced from 11 exons. Gene Ontology annotation, molecular function: mechanosensitive monoatomic ion channel activity. Gene Ontology annotation, cellular component: plasma membrane. The record is from RefSeq and is a predicted model, not a curated record. Lineage: Eukaryota; Metazoa; Arthropoda; Insecta; Hymenoptera; Formicidae. The coding region runs from base 494 to 2647 and encodes 717 amino acids.